Quercus robur (English oak) is the source of this 2520-nucleotide messenger RNA. Its product is annotated as cyclic nucleotide-gated ion channel 1-like. The coding region runs from base 490 to 2394 and encodes 634 amino acids. NCBI's taxonomy places the organism in Eukaryota, Viridiplantae, Streptophyta, Magnoliopsida, Fagales, Fagaceae. The record is from RefSeq and is a predicted model, not a curated record. The transcript is spliced from 9 exons.
AAUUGAGUUCUUAUUGGUUGGAGAAGAAGACAAUGCUAAAGAAAGACCAGAACAUUGUCCAUGGACCAUAUAUGGUCCACACUACACACACUACUAGUCUGAGCAGAUGGAGUUGUCCGGGUCUUCUUUUAUUAAAAAAAACGAAGACUUGCUGAAAUAGGACAACAUUAGAAGACUAUUGACCAUUGUGAAUGACUCUCACACUUCACACUAACUUGACAACAUUAGCAGCCGGGAUUGACCAUUAGCAGCCAGGAUUUGCUCUUGCUUAUUAUUAUUUGCAUCUGCCUCUGAGCACUCUUAAAAUCCCAUUACAAAGCCUACUUCUGCCACUAUAUGCAUUGCUCCACCUUCUCACACUUCACACGCUAGAUACACCAUUUGGGAUCAAGAUUAAUUCAGAUUUUCCUGUUAAAGUUGGCUGGGCCUACACAUAGUUUAAAGGCUGAUUCUUCAUUUUGGACAUCGUUUCCUUGAUAAGCUUUAGUUAUGAAUUCUCGUUCACAUCAGCUAGGGAAUGGUACGAGUAUAAAUGAUAUCGAAGAGCAGGCUCCCAAGGUUGGCAAGACAGAAAAGACAAGUUCGGACUCACGAGGGAAUUCUCUUCCGUGGGAUUGGAAUAGAAUAAAAAAAUGGGUAAAUUCUCUUCCAUGGGAUUGGAAUCUAAUAGUUAUAUUGGUGCGCAUGAUCGCAUUGUCACUGGAACCCUUGUUCUUGUAUGGUCUCACGAUCAAUGAAUACAAGAAAUGCGUUGAGAUAGACAGAAUGUUGGGGAUCACAGCUAUAGUUUCGCGAACUUUCCUUGAUAUCAGUUACCUAGUGCUGCGAUUUCAUACUGGGUUUUUAGGCAACCUAUUUCGGAAAUCUAGAAAAAAAAUAAAAAAUCACCUGGUAAAGGAAAAGAUCAACGGAGCCACGUCAAGAUCAACGGAGAUCAAGGCCCCCACUGGCCCAACACCUGUUAAAGAUAAGUGGCAAACAGAUCUCAGAAAAUAUAUCCUGCAUCCACACUUUCUAUUUGACAUUUUAGUUUUUCUUCCCAUCCCACAGGUGGUAAUGUUAUGCAUACUCUUAGACGUGAGAGCCAUGAAAUCUUUAAAAACAUUACAGAUCUUAAACAUUUUUAUUUUCUUCCAAUAUUGGCCGAGAGUUUUUCAAAUUUACCUACCAAGGAAGGAUCUGGGAUCAAAUCAUGAGAUACUUGGUGAAAGGCGAUGGGUCCUAGGCCCACUGGAUUUCUUUCUAUACAUCAUUGCCGGCCAUGUAUUAGGAGCCUUUUGGUAUUGUUUCUCUAUUCAACGAACUGUGGCUUGCUGGUACAUGGCGUGUAAAAAUCAUGGUAGAUGUGUCCGAAAUUCUUUUUAUUACUGCGACCACAACUUUCGCUAUCACUCCGUUUUAGAUGAAUUUUGCCCUAAAAAUAUGCCAAAUGCGGAGCUCUUUGAUUUUGGAGUAUAUCUCGACGCUCAUCAGUCUAAGAUCUUAGAGUCCAAAAAUAUUCCACAAAAAAUAUUCUACUGUUUCUGUUGGGGCAUGCGAAAUCUGAGUUCUUUUGGUUCAAACCUCCGAACAAGUAACGAUGUAUGGGAAAACUGCUUUGUACUUUGCGUUACUAUCUUUGGCUUGUUGCUAUUUCUAUAUUACAUGGGAAAUUUUCAGACGUCCAUGCAGCGAAGGAAACGAAGGAAACGACAAGAAGCAAACAUUGAAUUGUGGCUUUCCAAGGAAGAGGUCCCCACUGAAAUGAAAAGCCAUAUAAUUGGGUUCAUACAUAACAGAUUUGACGAAGACGAAGAUGUUAAUGUGGAGAACCUGAUCCCUGAUCUUCCUUCGGAACUUCAAAGCAAUGUCAAGCGCCACAUUUGCUUAAAUCUGCUAAAAAAUCUCAAUAUCAUAAAAAAGAAUGACUUGACUAAGGAUCAGCAACUUUUGCUUAAAAUCUGCAACUCACUCAAGCCAGUGUUCUACAACGAGCAAAGCUACAUUGUUAAGGAGGGAGACCCAAUUGAUGCGGUAUUCUUGAUUACGUACGGCAUUGCAUGGGCCUAUCCAAGCAGUAAUAAUGGUGAAGGAAAGCAUGCUGAGCGUCUUGAGAAAGGUCACUUCUUUGGAGAAGAACUUCUUGAAUUGCUUUGGAAUCCUUCCUCUGUCGAUAACCUAUCCAAACUCCCCAUUUCCUCCAAAACUCUCAAAACCCACACAAAAGUGGAAGUCUUUGCUCUAAUGGCCAACGACGUCGCAGCUUACAUUCAAGGAAUCUCGCUCCAUGAUCAGAAUCCAGUAGAGCUUGAUGUUGUUGAAUACAAGGAAGCUUCUAUUUUACAACGAGUCCGGUGCUGCAAUCAACCAAAGUGUUGGUGCUUCAAGAAAACUUCUGAAUCCAGUAGUACUUGACAUUGUUGUUGCAAAGCAAUGGAUUUUUUUGAUGUCUUUGCUGUAUUAAGAUUUGUUUUUCUAGUGAUGGACAAGGGGAACAUGUGAAAUAAUAAUGGUAAAAAUUAUGUUUCUUUAAUUAAUUCA